AUGUCGGCCGAAGAGAAGGAUAACCCGGCAAUUGACGAGGGGCCGCACGCACGCCCUCCAUCUGGACACCUCACACCCGGGCAAACAAGCUCUGACACCUCAGAUAAGGAGCAUCAAAAUGAUGUGCCGGAAGAAAAUGUUCAAGGACAUCCUCAGGCCAACGUUGAACGCCCGCAUUCCCUUGCCGGCGAAGCCCUGUUUGUCGCUGUGCUUUGCUCCUCUCAGCUCCUUACUCAAGCUGGUCUCGCCAUAAGCAUCAUGCCACAACACAUCAUUGCCCGCUCCUUCGGCAUUGAAAAUCAGCCCGGCGAAGUGAGUUGGUUUUCAGCAGGAUACUCCCUCACCGUCGGGACCUUUAUUCUAAUCGCGGGCCGUCUCGGUGAUGUCUUCGGUCAUAAGGGUUUUUUCGUUGGUGGCUUUGCUUGGUUCGGCCUGUGGUCCGCCAUCGCCGGGUUCGCCGUGUACAGCGGCCCCAUUUUCUUCGCCUUCUGCCGUGCCAUGCAAGGCAUCGGUCCGGCCUUGUUGCUGCCCAACUGCAUUGCCAUCAUCAGCCGCUGCUAUGAGCCGGGACUCCGUCAAAACAUGGUUUUUUGUCUGUUUGGUGCCACCGCACCCACCGGCUUCCUUGUCGGCGCCGUCUUUAGCAGCCUACUCUCACAGAUGGCCUGGUGGCCCUGGGCUUAUUGGGUAAUGUGCUUCGCAUGCCUUCUUUUGGCUCUUUUGGGCAUCUUUGUCAUUCCCGCGACACCGCCGUCACCGAGCAGCCCGGAGCAUGAGAAGUCCAGUGUGUGGCAGCGUGUCGACAUCCUGGGUUCCGUCACAGGCGUGGCCGCCCUGGUUCUCUUUAACUUUGCCUGGAAUCAAGGUCCUGUUGUCGGCUGGCCAACACCCUACACUUACAUCACCAUGAUUAUUGGCGUAGCCAUUUUCGUCGUCUUCAUUCUCAUUGAAAAGCGGGUGCGACAUCCUCUGAUUCCCUUCGGCGUCCUGGAGAUCGACUCCCUCUUCACCUUGGCUUGCAUUAGCGCCGGAUGGUCCAGCUUCGGUAUCUUUGUCUACUACAUGUGCAAUCUUCUCAUGGUUCUCAGAGAUCAAACCCCUCUCUACACGUCGGCUCAGUUCGUCGCUAUCGCUAUAAGUGGGCUUUUGGCUGCCGUCACUACGGGUUUGAUCCUGAGCCACUUCCGCGCCUCAACCGUUAUGGUCAUCUCCAUGUCGGCUUUCCUCAUCGCAGGCAUCAUUAUUGCAACAGUACCCGUUCACCAGACCUACUGGGCGCAGACCUUUGUGGCCAUCAUCAUCCUUCCUUGGGGUAUGGACAUGUCCUUCCCGGCCGCAACCAUCGUCCUGAGCCGGGCUAUGCCACGACAGCACCAAGGACUAGCCGCUUCGUUGGUCAACACUUUUGUCAACUAUUCCAUCUCCAUUGGCCUCGGCUUCGCCGGCACAGUUGAUUCACAGGUAAGUAACAAAGGAAAGGAUAUUCUACGAGGUUAUCGGGGUGCUUUUUAUAUGGGUGUCGGUCUUUCCGGUCUGGGUGUAGUCCUAGCUUUAGUUUUCUGCUUCGUCGAGCGUCGUUGGCGGAAAGCAUCUGAGAAGAUACCGCAGGAAACGAACCAAACAACAGUGGGCAAUGUAUAG
This is a messenger RNA of Colletotrichum truncatum, 1641 nucleotides long. Its product is annotated as Drug resistance protein YOR378W-like 3. The record is from RefSeq and is a predicted model, not a curated record. Gene Ontology annotation, molecular function: transmembrane transporter activity. Gene Ontology annotation, biological process: transmembrane transport. Gene Ontology annotation, cellular component: membrane. NCBI's taxonomy places the organism in Eukaryota, Fungi, Ascomycota, Sordariomycetes, Glomerellales, Glomerellaceae.